AUGGAACUCAACCGAGAACAUUUUCGCGCCAUAAUUUAUUACAACUUUCAGAGACAAUUAACGCAACAAGAAUGCCUUGCUGAGUUGCUUUAUUCGACAAUUUCCCGUUGGUAUGGAGAAUUCAAACGUGGACGGCUGAGUCUUGGCGACGAUCCCAGGGUGGGUGCACCAAAAACGGCAGUCACCCAGGAAAACGUCGAUGCUGUGCGCAAACUCAUCAUUGAAGAUAGACAUGUGACAUAUCGCGAGAUUGAGGCAUCCUUGAAGAUCUCAAAGACCUCAAUCAUCCGUUCUCGAAGUGUUCGAAAAAGAUGGUCGCGACAUUUGUGUCCUCUUAAUGAGCAAAGAACUAUUACUGCGGAUUGGUAUACCACCAUUUGUUUGCCAAAAGUCAUUACCGAGCUUCGAAAAAUCAACCGCGAAAGAAGAAUCAUCCUCCACCAAGACAAUGCAAGCUCGCACACAUUCUUUACUUUCCCGAAAAUUAAAAACAGACUGCGUGAAGAAGCAGUUGAUGCAUUCAACAAUGCCGUUUUGGAUCUGCCAGCAAACGAGUGGAAUAAGUGCUUCGAAGAUUGGUUCGAGCGCAUGCAGAUGUGUAUUAAUGGAGAAUACUUCGAAAACAAUAAAGUCAUUUAA
Molecule: messenger RNA, 639 nt
Organism: Acanthoscelides obtectus
Lineage: Eukaryota; Metazoa; Arthropoda; Insecta; Coleoptera; Chrysomelidae
Source: the annotation of a GenBank genome assembly